AUGGUCAAGGAAACAGAGUACUAUGAUGCCCUUGGGGUAUCACCGACAGCUACUGAGCUCGAAGUUAAGAAAGCAUACCGCAGGCUUGCGAUAAAGUUACAUCCCGACAAAAACCUUGAUGAUGAAACUGCGGCAGAAAAGUUUCAGGCUGUCAGGAUUCCUUUCUUAAUCUGCUUAGGAAAUAAAUGUUAUUGUGAUCUUAGGCUGACUCGGAAAUCCUUUAUUAGAUUAGCGAAGCCUACCAAGUCCUGAGCAACACUGAUUUGCGGAGACAGUAUGAUAAAUUUGGGAAAGAACGAGCUGUUCCGGACAGCGGUUUUGGUAGGAUUUUGAUUGAGACUCUCCGCAUGUAUUUUACUAGGGUUAAUGCGCUAACAGCUUCCAGAGGACCCUGGAGAGUUUUUCAGUAUGAUAUUCGGAGGUGAAGCCUUUGUGGAUUGGUAAAGCUUCUUCGUCGAUUGUUAUGGUUCGUUCACCCAGAGUUACGAGCUAAUAAUCUCUUUUAACCUGAAAGGAUUGGUGAAAUCUCGCUCAUGAAAGACCUGACGAGGACGAUGGAAAUCACGAUGAAGGACGCCGAAGAAGACGAGCUAGCGAGUGGUGACGAAGAAAAGAAAGCUUCCGAGAGCGAAGCUGGUCCAUCAAAUACUACAACUUCCGAGAAGAAAGCUUCCGUUUCCCAUGCGACAGACGAGGAAGCGCCCCCUACUUCUGCAUCCCCGGCCGAUCAUAAAGUGACACCUCCCUCGGACCCACUGGUUCGCCCAGCAGAAAAGUCAGAGAAAGUUCCAUUCACCUCUCCACCUAUAUCGAGAUCUUCUACCCCCCGUCCGAGAGGUGUACCAACAAGGCAAAUGUUAACGGAUAAAUCAGAGGAGGACGCCCGGAUGGACGCUGAGGGCAUGACUCCAGAGGAGAAGGACUUAAAACGGAAGGAGCGGGCGAAAAAGGGGUUGACCAAAGAACAGCGCGAGGAGCUUGCCGCAUAUGAAGCGGAAAGGCGAAAGAUUAGGCAGGAGAGGGUCGAUACCUUGGCUAAGAAAUUGGUGGACCGAAUUUGUGUCUGGACCGAAACAGACAAGGGUGUCGAGGUUACUCACUCUUUCAACGAAAAGACUAAAUAUGAGGUUGAAAAUCUCAAGAUGGAGAGUUUCGGGAUUGAUAUCUUGCACGGUAGGUCCCCCACGGUUCAUCCGCCCAGAUCAUUAUUGAAAUUAUUUGUGAUAAGCUAUCGGCAAUACAUACCUUUCUAAAGGCGCUUCUUUUGUCAAAUCCCAAAAGUUUCUCGGGAUCAGCGGUUUUUUUAGUAGGCUCAAGGAUAAAGGGAAUAUUGUCAAAGAUACAUGGGGAACCAUAUCUACUGCCAUAGAUGCACAAAUGACAAUGGAAGAAAUGGCAAAGAUGGAGGAGAAGGGAGGCGAAGAUUGGACCGAUGAGAAGAAGGCCGAGUACGAACGAAAAGUGACUGGCAAGAUCCUAGCUGCGGCUUGGAGAGGAAGCAAGUUCGAGAUUCAGAGCGUUCUCAGGUAAAGCUCCAAAGUGAUCAGCUCGGCUGAUAAUUCCGUUGCUAAUACAUCCGACAGGGAGGUUUGCGAUAAGGUUUUGAACGAAAAAAACGUUUCUCUAAACAAAAGAGUCGAGAGGGCGCACGCUUUGAUCAUGAUUGGAACUAUUUUCAAGAAUGUAUUGCUUCUAGUAUUCAGAUAGCCCCGCCUCUGGAACGUUUUCACUAACAAGCCCCAGGCGGAACGUGAUCCCGAUGAAGAAUUCCCUGAAGGUGUAUUUGAACAGCUGGUGGCUGAUGCAGCUAAAAAGGAGGGCGAUAAGAAGGAUAAGAAGGGGAAGGAGAAAAGGAAAUCUGGCUCCAGAAGUCGUGGCUCCGAGGAUCACGAAGAAGCUAAAAUGCCGAAUCUCAGUGCUUAG
Molecule: messenger RNA, 1923 nt
Organism: Tuber aestivum (summer truffle)
Lineage: Eukaryota; Fungi; Ascomycota; Pezizomycetes; Pezizales; Tuberaceae
Source: the annotation of a GenBank genome assembly